Molecule: messenger RNA, 3812 nt
Organism: Drosophila innubila
Lineage: Eukaryota; Metazoa; Arthropoda; Insecta; Diptera; Drosophilidae
Gene: Tao
Product: serine/threonine-protein kinase Tao
Exons: 13
Coding region: 623-3784 (1053 amino acids)
Biological process (GO): protein phosphorylation
Molecular function (GO): ATP binding; protein kinase activity
Source: RefSeq, a predicted model, not a curated record
CAUAUAUACGUAACUCAUACAAAUUAAUUGAAGAAGGAAAAUUGGAAAACUAAAUGCAAUGACAAAAGCGAAUAUAUUUGAUCACAUUUCGCUAAUACUUUAAUCGGAAUGCGUUGCAAGUGUAAAUAUGUAAAACGCAACGCGUGUGCAGUGCAAGGCGAAACAUAGCAAAUCAAACAAUACCAUCAGGCAGGCAAAAGCAGCAGCAGAGGCAGAGGCCGAUCUGACGUGAAAGAAAAACGACGCAUGCAGAGGAAAAAUGCCGCAGUCGUGUUGAUAAAUUAGCAAUAAGUGUUUAAUUGCAAAAGUAAGCGGCAUAAAUGUAAGGAAAACACUAUUUUUCCAUAGUUUUAUCUUAUUUUUUACAUGCAUUUGGUGCUGGCUGGCGAAUGUAAGCCAAAGGAGAUUCUUGCAUGUCCUGAGAGGAAGGAUAAACAGAGAAAGAGGUAGCGAGAGAGAUAUUGAAUAACAGCAACAGCAACAACAACAGCUGAUUAAAAGGAAAAAGUAAAUAAGAAAAGAAAAACAAACGAAUUGUAAAACUAAAAAGAGCGCGUACAAAAAAGAGAGAGAGGGAGAGCAAGCGAGAGAAUUGGUGGGAGGCAUAACAUGAAUAACAGAGAUGCCAUCGGCACGUCCUGGUAGUCUCAAAGAUCCGGAAAUAGCCGAUCUAUUCAACAAGCAUGAUCCGGAGAAGAUCUUUGAGGAUUUGCGUGAAAUUGGCCAUGGCUCGUUCGGUGCCGUCUACUAUGCCCGCUGCAAUCUCAACAAGGAGAUUGUGGCCAUUAAGAAGAUGUCGUAUACGGGCAAGCAGAGUCAGGAGAAAUGGCAGGAUAUUCUCAAGGAGAUACGGUUCUUACGUCAAUUGAAUCAUCCGAAUACCAUUGAAUACAAGGGAUGUUACCUACGGGAAUCCACAGCCUGGCUAGUAAUGGAAUAUUGUGUUGGAUCCGCCUCGGACAUCAUUGAGGUGCACAAGAAGCCAUUGCAUGAGGAUGAGAUCGCUGCCAUCUGUUUGGGAGUGCUCAGCGGAUUGAGCUAUCUACAUUCAUUGGGACGCAUCCAUCGGGACAUCAAGGCGGGCAAUAUACUCCUUACGGAUAAUGGCGUUGUGAAAUUGGCGGAUUUUGGCAGUGCAGCUAUCAAGUGUCCAGCGAAUAGCUUUGUGGGUACGCCGUAUUGGAUGGCACCGGAGGUUAUACUGGCAAUGGACGAGGGUCAAUACGAUGGCAAAGUGGAUGUCUGGUCUCUGGGCAUCACAUGCAUUGAGUUGGCCGAAAGAAAACCCCCAUACUUCAAUAUGAAUGCCAUGUCCGCACUUUAUCACAUUGCACAGAAUGAAUCGCCAACGUUGCCGAAAAACGAUUGGUCCGAUACAUUCUGCAAUUUUGUGGACCUCUGCCUCAAAAAGAUGCCCGCGGAGCGACCAUCAUCGGCCAAACUGUUGCAACACGCCUACGUGACACGUCCGCGAUCGGAGACCGUGUUGCUGGAGCUGAUUGCGCGCACCAAGUCGGCGGUGCGUGAGUUGGACAACCUUAAUUAUCGCAAAAUGAAGAAGAUACUCAUGGUGGACACCUGCGAAACGGAGAGCGCCGUCGGCGAUACCGAUGAUCAGCAGGACGAUCAUGCAGGCGGUGACAGCAGCAAGAGCAAUAGUAUUACUUCCGAACACUCCAUACACUCGGUGGGUGUAUCGGCGGCCAGUAGUCAGAGCUCCUCGUCGAAUUCCAUACCGGCUGCAGCGCAGAAUCAUCUGCAUAUGAAGGCGCAUCAGCAUCAUCAUCAUCAGCAGGCAGCGGCUGUGGCAGCAGCCAUGCAACAUCAGCGAGAGCUGCAGCAGCAACAGCCGUUUGGCAACUGGUCAAAUGCACAGCAGCAGCAACAACAACAGACGUCGGGCGGAGGCGGGGGUGGUGCCGUGUCCCGCAACUCGUCGCGUCAUCGCAAUCUGCCGCCGUUGCCGAACAUAAUGCACAGCAUGAACAACAAUGUGACACCAACGAAUUCGGCAUCUGUCGUCCCGGCACCGCAACCGGCACCAGCACCUGCCCCCACCCCGCCCAUGUCAGUGAUGCCACCACAUUUGGGCAUGGUGGGACACGGUGCUCUUGGCACUGGCAACACUGUUGGCGUUGGCGGUUGUGGCAACAGCACUGGUGGCUCACCGGCUGGCGGUGAUCAUCGGCUGCCGGGACUUGGACCACGAUACCUAUCGACUCCGGCAGCCCAAGCGGCCGUCUAUGCGGCAUCAUCGGCAUCCUCGCAGCAGGCCAUUUCCAAUGCGGUCAACGAUCAUGGCCCCAACAAUUUUGCCACCAUACGAACCACCAGCAUUGUGACCAAACAGCAGAAGGAGCAUAUGCAGGAAGAGAUGCACGAACAAAUGUCGGGAUACAAGCGCAUGCGAAGAGAGCAUCAGGCGACAUUGCUUAAGCUGGAAGAGAAGUGCAAGGUGGAGAUGGAAACGCACAAGUCGGCGCUGGACAAAGAGUAUGAUAAUCUUUUGCAUAAUUUCACCAGAGAACUGGAACGUCUUGAGGUCAGGCAUCAGCAGGAUUUGGAGCGACGAUCGAAGCAGACGACAACGGCCGAGAAGAAACUACAUAAAGAGAUUACACUGAAGCAGGAGGGAGAUCGCAAAGUGCACGAUUUGAAUCGCAAAAAGGAAUACAAAGCGAACAAGGAGCGCUGGAAACGUGAACUCUCCAUGGAUGAGUCAACGCCAAAGCGACAGCGUGAUUUAACCUUGCAAUCCCAAAAGGAUAAUCUAAAGCAGCACGAGGCCGAAGUGGAGCAACGCCUGCUGCAGGCCCAGAAGCAAUACAUUGACCUCGAGAUGCGCAAAUUCAAGCGAAGACGCAUGGUAAUGCUGCACAGCCUCGAGGAUCAGUUAUUGUGCGAUGAGCUGAGCAAGAAGCAACAGCAGCUGGAACAGGCACAUGGCAUGCUCUUAAAACACCAUGAAAAGACACAAGAGCUCGAGUAUCGCCAACAGAAGAGCGUGCAUCAGUUGCGCGAAGAGCAGAUAAACAAGCAACACGACACGGAGUUGCACAAUCAAAAAGACUAUAUGGAUCGCAUCAAGAAGGAGCUGGUGCGGAAGCAUGCCCUCGAGCUAAGACAACAGCCGAAGAGCCUUAAGCAAAAGGAGCUGCAGAUACGUAAACAGUUCCGUGAGACGUGCAAAACGCAAACAAAACAAUAUAAACGCUAUAAGGCGCAAGUGCUGCAAACGACACCAAAGGAGCAACAAAAGGAGGUGAUCAAGCAGCUCAAGGAGGAGAAGCAUCGCAAGCUGACGCUGCUGGGUGAACAGUAUGAACAAAGCAUUGCCGACAUGUUCCAAAGUCAAAGUUAUAAACUGGACGAGAGUCAAGUGAUCGAGUGCCAACGUACCAAUGAGCAAUUGGAAUAUGAACUGGAUAUGCUCACAGCCUACCAGAACAAGAACAAGAAGCAGGCGCAGGAGCAGCGCGAUCGGGAGCGUCGUGAGCUCGAGAAUCGUGUGAGCGUGCGGCGUGGUCUAUUGGAGAAUAAGAUGGUUGCCGAAUUGCAGCAAUUUAAUCUGGAACGUGCCGAGCGCUUGCGCACGAAACACGAGAAGCAUGCUAAAGAAUUGGAAGCUUUUGAUAAUGAGUCAAUAGCUUUAGGUUUCAGCACUCUAUCCAUAAAUGAGGUAUCACGCGAGACCUAUCCAGAUGAGGAGGGUAGUUUGUCUGGCUCCAUGAUUAGUUUAGCCCAUAGCAAUAGUUCAACAAGUUUUCCGGCUGGUUCGCUAUAGCAUAGACAACAACAACAGCAACAGCAAC